UCCUCUCUCUUCUGCUCUGUUCACCUGUGAUCAGCGGAUGCAAGUCACACACGCUCCCUCCCUCCCUCUCUCUCUCUCUCGAAGUUAGCAAAGAACAAAAAAAAUAGAUCUGUUAAGAAUAAGAGCGAGAGAGGAGGGGUAUGCGCGUGUGUGCCGGAGAGAGAGAGAGAGAGAAGGACAUUGCCGAGUGCUCCGCACACUCCUCCCUCCUUGCAAAGUGAAGCAGCAAGUUUGCCUUGCACCUGUUUGAGCAGCUUGAAUCCAGAUCGCCACCGAUCCCUGAAAGUGGUUUGCAAAAGGGAGAAAGUUUUCGCCUGCGGGGUUGCCGAUCGCUCUCGUCGCGUUUUUCGUCGUCUUCUCCGUUUUUUUUUUUUUUGUACAUCUAUAUCUAUACAGAUACAAACAUUUUUUGCCUCGCUCCCCUUCCUCCGUGGCUCCUCUAUGUUUGAUUAUUUUUUCACGCCUGGUGCCGGUGGAAAAUAAAAAAGCUACUUGAAUGUACAGCAUGAUGAUGGAAACGGACUUGCACUCCCCCGGUGGAGCCCAGGCCCCCACGAACCUCUCGGGGCAGACCGGAGCGGGAGGCGGCGGCGGAGGGGGCGGGGGGAACAAAGCGAACCAGGACCGGGUCAAGAGACCCAUGAACGCCUUCAUGGUGUGGUCGCGGGGCCAGCGGCGGAAGAUGGCCCAGGAGAACCCCAAAAUGCACAACUCGGAGAUCAGCAAGCGCCUGGGGGCCGAGUGGAAAGUCAUGUCCGAGGCCGAGAAGAGACCGUUCAUCGACGAGGCGAAGCGGCUGCGGGCGCUGCACAUGAAGGAGCACCCGGAUUAUAAAUACCGGCCCCGGCGGAAGACCAAGACCCUGCUCAAGAAGGACAAGUACUCGCUGGCCGGGGGGCUGCUCAGCACGGUGUAA
Molecule: messenger RNA, 916 nt
Organism: Struthio camelus australis
Lineage: Eukaryota; Metazoa; Chordata; Aves; Struthioniformes; Struthionidae
Gene: SOX1
Product: SRY-box transcription factor 1
Biological process (GO): anatomical structure morphogenesis; positive regulation of transcription by RNA polymerase II; cell differentiation
Molecular function (GO): DNA-binding transcription factor activity, RNA polymerase II-specific; RNA polymerase II cis-regulatory region sequence-specific DNA binding
Source: RefSeq, a predicted model, not a curated record